AUGGAAGGGCAGUUCGUUCGUCAAAUUAAAACCAUAUGUGUACUUUGUGGCUCUCAACUUGGGAGUGAUAUUUGUUACGCACUUGCAGCGAACGAACUUGGUAAAAAAUUAGGAGAGAAAAAAAUUAAUUUGGUAUAUGGAGGGGGAAGUCGUGGAUUGAAUGGUUAUGUUUCACAAGCUGUACAUCUUGGAAAUUCAUCUGUGGUAGGUAUAAUGCCAAUCCCUUUAGCUGAACCACAUAUUUCCGGGAUUACACGCGGUCAACUUAUAGAAACGACUUCUAUGUCUGAGCGCAUGGCUUGUAAGAUUUAUCAGUCAGAUGCCUUCAUUGCUUUACCAGGAGGUUUUGGAACACUUGAAGAAAUCUUUUGUAUAAUCUCCUGGGCCAAGAGUAAUCUCCAUACCAAACCCAUUGGACUUUUAAAUGUUAACCAUUUUUUCGAUGGGUUACUCUCUUUUCUUGAUCAGGCUGUGGACCAACAGUUCAUUUCUCGUUCAGCAAGAAAGAUUCUCAUUUCUGCAUCCACCAUUGAUAAGCUGUUAGAGAAAUUACAUGCUUAUGUUCCACAGUACGAUCCUCAUGAGCCUCGGAUAGACUGGUCUAAGGCAAUUAGUAACAAGCGCCCAAGGGGUCCGAUUAAUUUAGAUUUAUCAGUGCUCUAUUGGUUAUGGAAAGGGAAGGUUGCACACGACACAAUUCUGGUUGUGGUACCUCUCCAAUUCAACCUGUGCCUCAACCUCUUCCUCGCCACCCUAGCGACCCUGGCAUCUUCCAAAGUGGACUGCAUACUUGGGUUCAAUGGUGAUGGCGGUGAUGGUAUUUCUCCCUCCUCGACAUAUCUGCUUGAAGGUUGGGGAGAUGGUGGAAGAUUCAGUGAGGGAAAGUCGAAGAAGUCGUCAGAAAUAGGAUCUAGGGCCUCCCUCGUCGUGCUCAUUCCAUCUUCGUCUACCCUAGCCCUUUUGUUCCUCCGAGCCAAGAAAACCUCCUAUUCUUCAAUAUCCUCAAAAUGA
Molecule: messenger RNA, 1011 nt
Organism: Diospyros lotus (date-plum)
Lineage: Eukaryota; Viridiplantae; Streptophyta; Magnoliopsida; Ericales; Ebenaceae
Product: probable cytokinin riboside 5'-monophosphate phosphoribohydrolase LOGL10
Exons: 2
Coding region: 1-1011 (336 amino acids)
Biological process (GO): cytokinin biosynthetic process
Cellular component (GO): cytosol
Molecular function (GO): hydrolase activity, hydrolyzing N-glycosyl compounds
Source: RefSeq, a predicted model, not a curated record